Messenger RNA from Gadus chalcogrammus (walleye pollock), 1280 nucleotides. RefSeq names its product carboxypeptidase B1 (tissue) (gene cpb1). NCBI's taxonomy places the organism in Eukaryota, Metazoa, Chordata, Actinopteri, Gadiformes, Gadidae. Gene Ontology annotation, biological process: proteolysis. The record is from RefSeq and is a predicted model, not a curated record. Gene Ontology annotation, molecular function: zinc ion binding; metallocarboxypeptidase activity. The transcript has 11 exons. The coding region runs from base 26 to 1270 and encodes 414 amino acids.
UCUGCCCCAGCUACACUGUGCAACGAUGAAGGUCUUCCUGCUGUUUGGAUUGGUGGCAUUGGCCCUGGCCGAGGUCACACGCUUUGAGGGGGAGAAGGUGCUGCGCCUGAAGCCUGUGAUGGACGAACACGUCGUGCUCAUUAGGGAGCUGGCUGCCAGCAUCGAGGUCGACUUCUGGAGCCCCGACAGCGCUGAGAUGGUGACCAUCGACAUUGAUGUGGACAUCCACGUGCCGGCCGCCUACCUGGACCUGGUCAGCACCAUGCUGCAGCAGAGCGACAUGGAGACCGAGGUGCUGAUUGAGGACCUCCAGGUCAGCAUCGAUGCCCAGACCGGCCCCACUCCCAGGACCCACAGCUACACCAACUACAACAGCUGGGCAAGGGUCCAGUCUUGGAUUGCCGCCAUCUCCACCUCCAACUCUGCACUGAUCAGCAAGCAGUCGAUCGGCAGCACCUACGAGGGACGCCCCAUGACGCUGCUCAAGCUCGGCAAGAAGUCCAGUGUCACCAAGCCCGCCAUCUUCAUGGACUGUGGCAUCCACGCCAGAGAGUGGAUCUCUCCUGCUUUCUGCCAGUGGUUUGUGAAAGAGGCCCUGUCCACCUACGGAAGUGACUCCCAGAUGACCAGCCUGCUGGACCAGAUGGACGUGUACGUCCUGCCCGUCUUCAACAUCGACGGCUACGACUACACCCACAAGAGUAACAGGAUGUGGAGGAAGACCCGUUCCAGGACCUCGGGAACCAGCUGCCUCGGGACCGAUCCCAACAGGAACUGGAACGCGGGCUGGUGCACAACUGGAGCCUCCAGAAACCCCUGCAGUGAAACCUUCUGUGGCUCCAAGGUCGAGUCUGAGGUGGAGGUCAGGAACGUGGCCGACUUCCUCCGCAGGAACAAGGCAGACAUCAAGGCCUACCUGACCAUCCACUCCUACUCCCAGCUCGUGCUCUUCCCUUACUCCUACACCUACGACCUGGCUGCAGACCACAGUGAGCUGCUGAAGGUGGCUGAGGGCGCCUCGUCCGCUCUGCGCAGUCUGUACGGUACUCGCUACACCAGCGGCCCCGGAGCGGCCACCAUCUACCCUGCGGCCGGAGGCUCAGAUGACUACGCGUACGACAUCGGGGUGAAGUACUCGUUCACCUUCGAGCUGCGCGACACCGGCCGCUACGGGUUCCUGCUGCCCGCAUCCCAGAUCAAGCCCACCUGCAUGGAGACCAUGCUGGCCAUCAAGUACAUCGCCGCCCAUGUGCAGGAGAACCUGUACUAGGAGAGGACCC